Rhizophagus irregularis DAOM 181602=DAOM 197198 is the source of this 498-nucleotide messenger RNA. RefSeq lists its product as uncharacterized. The record is from RefSeq and is a predicted model, not a curated record. Lineage: Eukaryota; Fungi; Glomeromycota; Glomeromycetes; Glomerales; Glomeraceae.
UUUUUUUUUUUAAAAAAAAAGAAAAUGGAUGUAUCUAAAUUUUCAACAUUAACAUGGACAAUUAUAUUUUUAAUAACAAAUAUGAUUUUAUCAUAUCUUUUAUUCAAUAUUAUAAGUUUAGAACCAUCAUUUUUAUCAAUUUCAAUUUUAACAAUUUGUACUCCUAUUAUAGUUUUUGCAGUCGUUAAUACUUUCCUGGCCUCUCCCACUUCUAAACCUUCACCUAUUGUUAUUACUAUUCCUCCACCUCCACCACCUUCUUCUUCUUCAGCUCCUUCUUCUUCAACUAAACAAAAGUCAAGUUGAGCUUUGUUUUAUAAGAAAACAAGAAUUUUAAAAGAAAUUGGAGUAACAUAAUAUUUAUAUGGAUUUCGGUGAAUAAUUUAAUUUCUUUGGGUUAUUUUUAAAUAGAAAAAUACAAGACAUUUUUCUUUCUAGAAGAUCUAAUUCUCUUAAAAAAAAUUAUUUAAUUUAAUUUUAUUUAAGGAUAUUUAGUGA